AAGGCUGUUUCAUUCUGAUCAUGCAUGCGUGAUGAUUCAUCAUGACAUAAAAAAAAAUGGUAAUCGUGUGAUCCAGAUUGAAUAUGCAUCACGGAACCAGCUUGUUCAGUGAUAAUUUUGGGUGCAGGUAUGUACAGUACUACAAUAAAGAGAAUGCCAAAAUGACCAGACCUCAACAUCAUCAUAUAUACCAAAACUAAUCCGUGGACUCUAAUUGGCUAUAGUGAAACCAAUUAAGAGCAAAUGAAGAAAUUUAAAAAAGAGAAAACUGGCACUAAGCACAAUACUAACUCAAUUAAUAUCAAAUUAUCAUUAAAAAAAAGGCAUUUUGUUUGCAUAAUUUACGUUUAGUAUUUCUAAGUUCAUCAUGGCAUCUCUCAUUGGCAAAUAGUUUUCAUAAAAGUAGCCCAAACAAAAAGAAAAAAAGGCCUGAAAUUAACAAUUUUUGGCAAAAGGGUAUCCAUUCUUUUGACACGUGGAAAAAACAAAAACACCUCUAACAUUGUUAAUCAUUAAGGUUACCAACCGCAAUUCCCGCUAGUUACAGUACCUAUUCAAGCAAAUUAAGAAAGCUUUUAAGGGUAAUUUCGUCCAUAAAUCUGCUAUUUAAACACUGAAUAACCCCUUCAGUAACAUGUAAACCGUUGUUGCAUAUACUGAUAGGCAUUCAAAACGUUAACCCAGAAGAGAUUUAGAGAGAGAGAGAGGCGGAAAGAAGAGAGAAGAUGAUAACUGCAGAUGAUUUCUAUAAGGUGAUGUGUGCAAUGGUGCCUCUAUAUUUUGCAAUGCUAGUUGCAUAUGGGUCAGUGAAAUGGAAAGUAUUUACACCAGAACAGUGUUCAGGGAUCAAUAGAUUUGUGGCUGUUUUUGCAGUUCCAGUACUAUCUUUCCACUUCAUAUCUAAAAACAAUCCAUACCAAAUGGACACCAAGUUCAUACUGGCUGAUACUCUAUCAAAAGUCUUAGUCCUUGCUGUUCUCUCAGUUUGGGCUAUUUUCUUCAAUGGAGGUUUGGAUUGGCUCAUCACUCUCUUCUCAGUUGCUACUUUGCCUAAUACUCUUGUUAUGGGCAUCCCUUUGCUCAUGGCUAUGUACGGUGAUUUUACUCAAAGUCUUAUGGUGCAAGUCGUUGUUCUUCAAUGUAUCAUAUGGUACACUCUCUUGCUGUUCCUCUUCGAGUACAGAGCAGCAACACUCUUAAUCAAAACCCAGUUCCCAGGACCCACAGCGGCCUCUAUAACCAAAAUAGAACUCGACACUGACGUCAUCUCCCUCGACGGCCGGGACCCACUUCGCACAGAAUCCGAAACAGACGGAAACGGCCGAAUCCGAGUCCGUAUCCGCCGUUCAACUUCCUCCGCCCCAGACUCCGCCCUAUCAAUAUCCUCCAUCAACCUUACUCCUCGACCCUCUAACCUCUCCAACGCAGAAAUAUUUUCUGUUAAUACCCCUGCGCCAUUUCACGACUAUAAUAUCCAUAACCCUAACAAUAUUUAUAAUCUUUAUAAUAAUAAUCAUGGAGGAACAAAUAAUAAUGAGAUAAUAAUAUGUAAUGGCGAUUUGGGUUUUGGUUAUCGGUCCGGUACUAGUCCAAGAUUAUCGGGAUAUGCGUCUUCGGAUGCUUACUCACUGCAGCCGACGCCACGUGCCUCCAACUUUAAUGAGAUGGACGUGAUAAAUGCAGCAAGUACACCGUACUGGGUCAGGUCUCCGGUAGCCGGGAAAUUUUUCAGACAGCCAUCUCCGGCGGUUCCCGAUGUCAGGAUGUUAUGGGGUGAGUCACCGGGGAAAGGUCAAAAUGGUGGUGCCGGCAGCAAAGAUAUUACAGAAAAAGAAAUUAGCUUCAGAGAUAGUUCUAAAACUCCGGCAGCUGACGAGGAGGAGACAAUUGCAAAGGAUGCAACCAAUGUCCAGGAAAUGCCUGGUGCCUUGGUAAUGAUAAGACUCAUACUCAUUGUAGUAGGAAGGAAGCUCUCUCGCAAUCCAAAUACAUACUCAAGUGUCCUUGGCCUUCUCUGGUCUUUAAUUUCAUUCAAAUGGAAUGUGGGAAUGCCCAGUCUGGUUAAAAACUCCAUAAAAAUAAUUUCAGAUGCAGGUCUUGGCAUGGCUAUGUUCAGUUUAGGGUUAUUCAUGGCCCUUCAACCUCGGAUAAUUGCAUGUGGCAAGAAAAAGGCAACAAUAGGGAUGGCGAUCCGGUUCAUUUGUGGCCCUGUAGUAAUGUCAGCUGCAUCCGUCGCGGUUGGUUUAAGAGGAGUCCGAUUGCGUGCCGCCAUAGUGCAGGCAGCUCUUCCACAAGGAAUUGUACCAUUUGUUUUUGCAAGGGAAUAUGGAUUGCAUCCUGAUAUUUUAAGCACAGGGGUUAUCUUUGGGAUGCUAGUAUCCUUACCAGUAACUCUCCUCUAUUAUAUAUUCCUAGGCCUAUGAGGAAAAAGGAGAAGGUGGCUCAUCAUGAAUGGAAAAGCAUAUGGAGAAUCCAAAGCAUUACACUAAAGAAAGCAGCAUUUUGAGAAGUUCAUAGUUAAAGCUUGAUACCCUUCUAACUUUCACCCAUGCCAAGGGUCCACAUCUAAAGACUAUAUAGAGUUCGCUUGAUGAUCCAGUCAUUAUAUAGCCAUGUCAUUAAUUAGUAAUAUCAGUGGUUCCUGUGCAGAUUGACUAGAAAAAGAUUGAAAGGCCAAAAAAGCCUAAAAACAUGGUCAAAUUAGAAUAUGACAAGAUGAUAUUUAUAUAUAAAAUAUUAGGUUAUGAUCAUAUGAAAUAUAUAUGGGGUUAAUACCCUAGUACAUAGAGUAGUGGUAGCCGAAAGGAAAAACUGAAAUUAUCAUGACUUAUGAUGAAGGUAGGAGACUCAACUUUCAUGUUGGAGAGGUGAUGAGGUGGGUAAAGUUGUUGCAUCCAAGGAUGUUUUGACUCCAGUUUAAAGAUAUAUGGACACAGAGAGAGAGGCAAAAUUUGUAUCAUUUCUACUUUUUGUUUGUUUUUAUUGUCUUUUGAGGCUUGUAACAAUCAUAACAAAACAGUUUUCACCUUUUCUUUUAUAUAUUGUAUUGGGUCUUUUGAAGGUAGUUUAUAUGUGAAAUGAAUGAAAGAUUCUAUUGGCUUA
Messenger RNA from Ricinus communis (castor bean), 3102 nucleotides. Its product is annotated as auxin efflux carrier component 6. Bases 726 to 2423 code for a protein of 565 amino acids. The record is from RefSeq and is a predicted model, not a curated record. Gene Ontology annotation, biological process: auxin export across the plasma membrane; auxin polar transport. Lineage: Eukaryota; Viridiplantae; Streptophyta; Magnoliopsida; Malpighiales; Euphorbiaceae. The transcript has 7 exons. Gene Ontology annotation, molecular function: auxin efflux transmembrane transporter activity. Gene Ontology annotation, cellular component: plasma membrane; endoplasmic reticulum.